This is a messenger RNA of Nothoprocta perdicaria, 2663 nucleotides long. RefSeq lists its product as uncharacterized. The record is from RefSeq and is a predicted model, not a curated record. Lineage: Eukaryota; Metazoa; Chordata; Aves; Tinamiformes; Tinamidae. The transcript has 3 exons. The coding region runs from base 92 to 2164 and encodes 690 amino acids.
AUAAGGAAGGAAGGAAUAGUCAAGAAAAAGGAGGAAGGAAUAGUCAGUCACUGAGCUCCACUUGAAAGCACGUUAAGACAGGAACAGCAGCAUGAACGAGAGCACUGGCGACCAAAGAGGCAGCGACAUCAGCUCGGUUCGCACAGACCUCUCCAAUCUCGUCACUUGGGCCCACACUCAUGGAACCAUAUGCAGUCAGAUCCCAGCCCUGGAAAACAGGCAGAACUUGGGCCCUCCUAGCAAGGAUAAUUCCCUUCUGUGGAUAUGUGGUGUGGGACACGCAUAUCACUGGUCUUGUGGAAAGCUCUCCUUGAGAAGCAGAGACGAGAAGGGAGCUGCAGAAGAGAGAAAGAGGUCUCUGUCCUAUGAGGUGGCAUCAGGGGAGCCCAGUUUACGAGAGAAGAGGUUCAGGGUAACCCCAUCUUUUGAGAGGGCCAAAGGAGACCACAGGACCCCAGGGUCACGUAGCAGAUCUCCAGAGGUCACUCCACACAAGGAUGAUGCUCUUUACGUGGCGGGUGAAGCACCAACACUCAGGAGGAAUGAGAGUGCGCUCGCUCAGAAAAACGGGAGAUCCACGAGGUCCCAUUCCGCAGCCGAGCAGCCUGUCCCAAUACCCAGCGGGGAAGUCAAAACCGGCCUACGUAAGGUGAAGGUAGAAAGCCAUGAAGACCUGCAAAUCAUCUCUGAUGAAGAGCAGUUUGUCUCCGAUGCAGAAAACCAAAUGGAGAGGAUCAACUGGAGCGUGCUCUCGGAGCUGCAGGUCAAAGGAGUAGCUGCCGAGGUAGAGCUGCAAAUGCAUCGCAACUGGAAGACAGCCCUGAACGUGCAGACAGGCGCCCACACGUGUGGCUGUGCCCCCACGGAGAAGCCACCCGCAGCUCCCUGCCUGCAGGAGGCUUCGGAAGACGCCAGCCAGAAGAGCCUGGAAAGCAGCUGGAAGUUGCUUCCUCUUAAUCCCACAGAGCCCAAAAAUGAGACUUCUGAAGUAAGGAAUUCCUCUGGCUCAGCAAUAUCUAAAGAGCAUUUCAAAUCCGUUCCUGUUUCCGACGCUGAAGCAAAGGCCCAACAGGAGUUGCCUUCCUCUGUGGCAUUCUUUGAGUUUGAAGCCACGGUAGAUGGCCAGCAGCAGCUCCAGCUGAGCUCUCCUGAGCGUGGCACGUCAGAAAUAAGCUUAAUGAGGAACUUUGCUGAAAUCCCUAUUCAGGAGGCUAAUCCACUAGGAUCUCAGCACGCACCUCAUGUUUCAGCCUCACUGAGUCCAGCAGACAAGAACUUGGAUCAUCCCCCAUUGUCUUCAGAGAAAAAUGUGCUGAAGAAGUGGGAGAAUAAGAGAAGCCGCAACGCUAGCGACAUAAAAAUGUUCAGGGACUGGUUGGCCUUGCAUUUCCCUUCCGAAACGCGCGAGAUCUUCGUCCUGCCGCCCGAAGACUUGGAUGGCUACCUGGCCUCCUUCUACAGCAAGGCAAAGAAGCAGAACGGCACCGAGUUUUCUGCCAACUCCCUGUACUUCUUCCAGAGCAGCAUAGACAGGUACCUCAAGGAUCACAAGUAUGAGUACAACGUGGUGAGAGGGAUGGAGUUCAGAGCAUCCCAAGAAGCCUUAAAACAAAAGUGUCAACAGCUAACACAGAAAGAGAGGGAGAGAGAUUGGCAUAUUCUGGAGAACCUGACAGAUAAAGAUGUGGAAAGCCUUCAUAAAAAGGGGAUAGUGAGUCACACACACCCUGAAGGCUUUUUGCAUCUCAUGCUUGUGAAUAUCAUUAGGGGCUUUGGGGCCACCACGCAUAACCAGAGUCAUAGCCUGUAUUGGGGGCAGCUUGUGCUGAGAAAGAACGCGGAGGGGCUGGAAUACCUGGAGUGGAGGGAGGAGCUGGAGGCAGAGGCAAGCCCAGGGGAGCCAGGCCCUUGUGUCUAUGCCAAGCCCGAUAAUCCCAAUAACUGCCCGGUCCAAGACUACAAGGAAUAUGCCAAGAGGCGGCCGCCGGACAUGCUGCACGACUACGACCCGCUCUACCUGGCUCCCAAACCCCUGUGCUCCGUCUGGGACCAGAUCUGGUACUGCAGGAAGUCGCUGACAAAAGCCAAAAUGGAAAAGAUCAUGAAAGUUAUCAUCCAGCAGGUGAAGGGAACUGAGAAGAAGCAUAAGAAACAAAAGUGUUAAUUUCUGCUUUGCCACUUUUUGUAAGUUUUAAAGUAGCUUUUGAAAGGUUCGCAUGGCAAUCAUUAGUAUAGAGGUUGAGAGACCAUCCCUGUCCUCUGUUCUCUUGUAAGAACAUGAAGUCAUCUUAUCACCCUAGUUUUCAGGUUAAGAGAAAAGCUUCUAUUAUUCUUUCUAUUCAAUUAAAUUGAUAACUCCAUAAAUGAAAUACAAACGUGAAACCUAAGAUUGUCAUAUUUAAUCCAAAUUAAUAUUAUUCCAUAUUAAUGAAAUUAUAUUAAGAGAUGGUAUGGACAGGGAAGGGGCAGCAGUUGGAUCCCUUGGCUAGGAGCCGCAUUCAUUCGUUUCCAGGGCCGGGCCCUGCCAAACUGCCUUGGUGUGGAGCAAAUGGGAACAUGUUCAACAAGGUUCAUGGCAUUUCUCUUAGUGAAAAAUGUUUAGAUUUAGGAAGUUGUGGUAGUUAAGAGUUAUUUAAAGAAAAAAAAAAAAAAAAAGAAAGGUU